Messenger RNA from Arachis stenosperma, 1239 nucleotides. RefSeq lists its product as uncharacterized. Gene Ontology annotation, molecular function: zinc ion binding. The record is from RefSeq and is a predicted model, not a curated record. The transcript is spliced from 5 exons. Lineage: Eukaryota; Viridiplantae; Streptophyta; Magnoliopsida; Fabales; Fabaceae. The coding region runs from base 1 to 1239 and encodes 412 amino acids.
AUGGGCCAAGACCAUCGUAGGUUAGAUUCAAAGGUGAUUGCUCAACACAUAUUCACAAUAGUCAAAGCAGAUCCAACAAGUAGCAUCAGGGUUCUGCAAGAAGGUGUGGAGAAUCACUUCGAUUACAAGGUGUCCUACAGAAAGGUACUUGGGUACAACUUGUCACAUAACCUUGGCCUGGUUCAGUCGACACUGUCAUGUUUCAUUGGGUUUUUUGGAGGCACGUUACUGAUGGCCAUUGUUCAAGAUGGCAAUGCAAAUAUUUUUCCAAUUGCAUUUGUCAUUGUUGAGGGGGAGACGAAGGAGGCUUUGUCGUUCUUUCUUUUGUAUUUGUGGCAGCAUGUGACACUACAACCCGACGUCUUAGUGAUUUCAGAUAGACACAAAUUAAUUGAUACUGCGUUGAACGCCGAGAGAAGUUUAUGGAAACCACCUCAUGCCUUCCAGGCAUGUCGUACAAGACACAUUGCUGCCAACUUCAUGACUCACUUCAAAAACAAGGACUUGAAGAAGUUUCUGGUUAACGUAGCGUAUUCGAAGUCGCAGUGGGAGUUCGCUCAUUAUUUUGGCCGUCUGAGGGGCGAGAAUGUAGCAAUCAUAAACUGGCUUGAAGAAAUACCUCGAUCACAUUGGACGCAGUAUGCGGAUGAGGGUCGUCGGUUUGGUCACAUGAUGACAAACAUCUCAGAGUGCAUUAAUGCUGUCAUGAAGGGUUCUCGUAAUUUGCCCAUCACGGCUCUUGUUAAGUCAAGUUAUUUCUGUUUGGGUAAACUUUUUGCUAGGAAAAGUUUAGAGGCCCUUACCCAGCUUCAAUUUGAUCGGUCGAGGACUACGUUCACGAUUGAAGAGUUAACGGCAGUGCCUGGGUCCAGGCAACAGAAUUACCAAGUGCUACUUGAUGAGGGUAAGUAUGAUUGUGGGUAUUUUCAAACUCUUCAUGUUCCUUGCCGUCACAUUCUUGCAGCUUGCUCUCAUGCACGACUUGAUUGGAAGCGAUCCGAGUUUCGACCCAUAGGUCAUGAGGAUGAUUGUUCAUCCUAUGACGGGGCCUGGAUUCAGCCCAACCCUAAGAUGAUGAGAGUGAAGCGAGUUCGUCCUGUCAACUCCAUGAUUCGUAACAACAUGGAUGAUGUUGAGCAUAACGGGGAGAAGAAGUGCGAAUUGUGUCGUCAAGUCGUUCACAUGCGUAGGACUUGUACCGCUCUUGAUGGUGGAGGGGCAUUGUCUAGUCGACGUUAG